AGGAAGGAGGGUGGCGGAGGCUCCGCUCUCGGGGAGUUUGUGGAGGAACCGCGAGCGGCGUAGCGGAUCCCGGAGCCCGGCCCCCGCCGUCCGCCCGUCCGGCUGCCUGCCCCGCCCGUCCGGCCCUCGCCGUCCGCCUGCUCCGGCGCGCCCGCCCCCCCGACGGCCCCGCCCGGUCGCGGUCCCCGCUCCGCCCGCCCGGCCCCGGCCCCCAGGAGGAGGCGCUGACGCAGCAGCGUGGAGCCCGGGAAUUGAGCGCCCCCGGGGGGUUCCAGCCGCCGGAUUCCAGCCCGGCUGGGGCCUGCGGGCGCCCAGAGCUGCGCCGUCCGCGCCGCCGUCCCGGUUGGAGGUACUCCAUGACACACACUCGGAGGAAGUCCCUUCCCAUGCUGAGUUCGGGCCCCAUUGGCCGCCGGGAGCCCCUGCAGAUGGAAGGCAGCAAUAUGGAGCAGGGAGCGGAGGGUGUGGAGCCAGGCAUGCCUGAGAGCCCAGGGCAUCUCACAGGACGCCGCAAGAACUACCCGCUGCGUAAGCGUCCCUUGGUUCCUGAGAAGCCCAAGGCCUGCAAAGUGCUGCUGACCCGCCUGGAGAAUGUGGCUGGUCCACGGAGUGCAGAUGAGGCUGAUGAGCUGCCCCCUGACCUGCCCAAGCCCCCCAGCCCAGCUUCAUCCAGUGAGGACACUGGCCUCGCCCAGCCCCGCAAGCGGCGCCUGGCCUCCCUCAACGCCGAGGCCCUCAAUAACCUGCUGCUGGAGCGGGACGACACCGGCAGCCUGGCAGGCAGCCGCCGCAGUCGAGGAGACCCUCACCACAGCCGGGACCGUGACAGGGCCACAGGGGUCUGGUCUUCUUCCAAGAAGCGGCCCAAGCUGGGGGACUUCGGAGGAGGAAGUCGGGACCUGUCCCCAGAGCCAGCACCUGAUGAAGGUGCUCGCCGAGAUGGUGACCCAGCUCCCAAGAGGCUGGCCAGCCUGAAUGCAGCUGUCUUCCUAAAGCUGAGCCAGGAGCGGGAGCUACCCUUGCGACCACCUCGUGCACACCCGGAAGCAGAUGGUCGCUCCACUGAGCCACCCUCACUGAAGGCCCUGAGGCCAAAGUGGGCCAAAGUCAAUGGCAAGAACUAUCCCAAGGCCCGGCAAGGGGCCAGUUCUGGGGAGGCUGCAAACUCACCCAGCUGGCAAGAGUGCCCUGAGGAGCCGUGGUUAUCUGCCACCCCUCGAGGGCCAGCCAGCCAGCUACCUUACCAGCCCCUGGGCAAGGCUCUGGAGAGCCCCUUAGGGCUACGUCCCCACCUGCCCCUGCUGAUGGGUGGGCAGGCAGCCCUGAAGCCAGAGCCUGGGCGCCCAGGAGAGGAGUCGCCUGCCCCCAAGCAGGAACUGCACCAGCCCUCUUUCCCUACACCCCAGCUAUCCCCUCUGCCGAUGCCGGGCAACCCUGCCGACUACAGUGGCCUGUGUGGCCGGCCUGAGCUCACUGCGCUAGGCAGCUUCUACCUGUAUUGUAGCCGAGAUGGGCUACAGUGUGGGGGCUACUCCCCUUGCCCUAUGCUCCCCGAGGGCAAGCUGUCCCCAGUGGCUGCACCCACUGAGGGGCUCCUCUUGGCCCCGAGAUCAGUGCCUGCAGGCACCCCUUUCCAGCACCGUCCCUGGGGCUCUCACUACUGCUCCAGCGAGGACGCUGAAGUGAAUGGCUAUAGCAUCUGUGAAAUGUUGCCCCCUGCUCUUACCCACAUCGGCACUACCUGUGGCGGCUGUUCCUACAAAAUGCCUUUUGCAGCAGAAGGCUGCAGGUCCCUGGGCCAGUUGGAAUUUCCUCUUCCCGAAGCUGGCCACCCUGCCUCACCUGCCCACCCCCUCCUGGGAUGCCCUGUGCCCAGCGUGCCACCUGCAGCAGAGCCCGUCCCUCAUCUCCAGACGCCCACCUCGGAGCCCCAGACAGUAGCCCGUGCUUGCCCUCAGAGCGCCAAGCCUCCUAGCGGCUCCAAGUCAGGCCUGCGCACGGGCUCCAGCUGUAGGCACACUGUGAGGAGCAAGGCUGCCCGCAGGCCCAGCCACCCCAAGCAAUCACGUGUCCAGCGCCCACGUCCACGCCGCCGUCGCCGCCGCCGCACUAACGGCUGGGUGCCCGUUGGGGCUGCCUGUGAGAAGGCUGUCUAUGUCUUGGAUGAACCUGAGCCAGCCAUUCGGAAAAGCUACCAGGCGGUCGAGCGCCAUGGAGAGACCAUUCGAGUCCGGGACACUGUCCUCCUCAAGUCAGGCCCACGAAAGACAUCUACACCUUAUGUGGCCAAAAUCUCAGCCCUCUGGGAGAACCCCGAAUCAGGAGAGCUGAUGAUGAGCCUCCUGUGGUAUUACAGACCAGAGCACUUACAGGGAGGCCGCAGUCCCAGCAUGCACGAGCCUUUGCAGAAUGAAGUCUUUGCAUCGAGACACCAGGACCAGAACAGUGUGGCCUGCAUCGAGGAGAAGUGCUACGUGCUGACCUUCGCGGAGUACUGCAGAUUCUGUGCCAUGGCCAAGCGCCGAGGCGAGGGCCUCCCCAGCCGGAAGACAGCACUGGUGCCCCCCUCCUCGGACUACUCCACCCCGCCACACCGCACGGUGCCAGAGGACACGGACCCCGAGCUGGUGUUUCUUUGCCGCCAUGUCUAUGACUUCCGCCAUGGCCGCAUCCUCAAAAACCCCCAGUAGCCUCCUCCUGCCCGCAUCGGGGCUGCCCACAGGCAAGUGGGGCUUAGGGCAGGGGGCACUGCUUGAAGCACAGCACUUGGUUAAGGGGCCACAGGGGCCUGAGGUUGUUGGCCUGCGGUUCUCUUGGGGGGAGGGCAGGGGCCCCUGUGGGUUCUGGGUCUUACGGGAGGGGAGGGGAGGCCAGGGUAUAAGAAAAGCGUCAGAGCCCUCAGCUUGGCUCAGGGUACCACUCCGGUCCCUGGGCAGAGACUCCUAAAGAAGCAGUCUUCCCUGAGGCUGGGCCAAGCCUGAGGGACAUUGAGCCCUAGGGGGAGCGGGGAGGUCCUUCAGGAACCGGGCCCAACAGGGCCUUCUUUAUCCUCCCCUGGGCCCUUCAAGGGGCAGCAGGAGCCAGCUUUACCUCACCCACUGUGACCCGCUGCUUCCCCGUCAGCCUGGGACCAGCCUCUUUCUGAUUCUAGUACAGCUCCCGGCUCGUUCCUUUGAGGCAGAGAGAGCCAGAGUCUGGCUUCCAGAGCAUUGACUUCCUCUUCCUGGAUUCAGGGCCUUUCCCUGGCUUUCCUCCUUUGCCCCUGCAGUAGCCCCUGGUGCUGGGAUGAGUUACCAGGCCCUCACAGUCAUGGGUGUCAGCUUCCUGUUCACUUCCCAGUGAGGGGCCACCCAGCAGGUCUGGCUUCCCUGAAGUUAACUGAUCAACAUGGGGUUUGUCGUGUCUGGGAGGGCAAAAGGGAGCUGUGGGGGGCAGGGGGCAAGGAAAAUUGCUACCUGAUUUAUUGAAGACUUUUCCUCUUGCCUUACACUUGGAGGUUCUAGAAAACCUCUUGCAGAACUUCACACAUGACUCUUCAAGCCACACCCACCUGAAAUCAAACCAAAGGAGUGCUGUGGCCCCCCCUUGCCCUGCCACCCCUCGCCCUAGUCUUUUGUAGAUUGCACUAAUUUACAACCCAGCGAGAAACAACACUGUACCAGUCCACAGACCUGCUGAGCUGCAGCCACUAGCUGUAGGAGCUAAGGCCGAAUUUUGUUUAUUGUUGCCCAGGGUCCCUGUUCUCACCCUGCUCCCCACAGUAGAUUAGGAGACUCAGCCCUCUGUUGUCCUUGCCAGGACUAGGACCUGGCCCUGGGGCUCUCUGUGAGGGGGCUGGAGCAGCCUGGUUCUUUCCUAUUUGUACCAAAGAGGAGCAUGGUGGGGAGAGGGAGAGGAGCCCCAUGUGGCUCGGGGCUGGUGCUGGGAACCUGCAUGCGAGCACAUCCCUGGGGGCAGGAGUCAAGGAAGGCAGCGCUGGGUCCUCCUGCCCCAGGCAGGGCAGACACGGACCCAGCAGGCCAAGCGAGAAGGGGGCACUGGGUAGGGAGGACAGGUAGGGAGGGUCUGAAGGAGGAGGUGGAAGUGAACACUGAGGGCACUCCCAGCAACCCCAGCCCUGGGCUGCCCCUGAGAACACUGGGCUGCUCCUGCUCCUUGCUGCGGUGGGAGAGGCCUGGAGGCCUCAGAGGUGAAUUCACACAGGGAAGGCCCCAGCCCAAACCUGAAGAGAAGGGACUCAGGGUCCCUUCUGUGGAAUAAGCUGUUCGGAGGAAGGCAUCAGUCCAGAGGACUCUGCAGUAGGAGAAGUUGGCAAAAUCGGGGCUCUGAAGAGCCAGCCGUGGAGCCCGCUGGUUCCCAGGGUGCUGGGCCCUUGCCACCCAGGAGGCCAGCCCCACCCAGGAGAGAUCUAGGCCCCUCCUCCCCAGGUCUGCUGCCCAGAACUUAAAUGCUUUUGAAAUCUCUUAGAUGUGGAAAUAUUUUUUCGAACCUGAAAAUGGAGCUGGUAGAAUUUCGAUGGAAGCAUAAUUCAUGUAAAAUAUAUUUUAGUUGAUAAUUUUGUAAAAUGCACUUUUUGUGUGUGUCGACCCUGGUUUCUCAGAUCUGUAUUUCAGUGUUUACAAGGGAGGGAGGACCUUUCCUUACCUCCCUUUUGACAGAGAUUAGAAGUACUUCUUUAAGAAAAAAAAUAAAUUUGAGAAAUUGUAUUGAUUUAGAAAAGGA
Messenger RNA from Phyllostomus discolor (pale spear-nosed bat), 4722 nucleotides. RefSeq names its product bromo adjacent homology domain containing 1 (gene BAHD1). The coding region runs from base 357 to 2690 and encodes 777 amino acids. Lineage: Eukaryota; Metazoa; Chordata; Mammalia; Chiroptera; Phyllostomidae. The record is from RefSeq and is a predicted model, not a curated record. Gene Ontology annotation, molecular function: chromatin binding. The transcript has 7 exons.